This is a messenger RNA of Toxotes jaculatrix (banded archerfish), 995 nucleotides long. RefSeq lists its product as uncharacterized. Gene Ontology annotation, molecular function: GABA receptor binding; ubiquitin protein ligase binding. NCBI's taxonomy places the organism in Eukaryota, Metazoa, Chordata, Actinopteri, Toxotidae. Gene Ontology annotation, biological process: autophagosome assembly; cellular response to nitrogen starvation; autophagy of mitochondrion. Gene Ontology annotation, cellular component: cytosol; autophagosome membrane; autophagosome. The record is from RefSeq and is a predicted model, not a curated record. The transcript is spliced from 5 exons. Bases 196 to 549 code for a protein of 117 amino acids.
UGCAGUAUUGUUGUUUUCGUUGAUCAGAAGAAGUAGACCAGUCGACAUCUUUGAAAUUGAUUGCAUUUCUGUACGUUAUGACCGUUUUUUGAGCUAAUUUUUGUUGAAUCCGUGCAUUUGUUUUGAGAAAGUUUACGACGCAAGGGACCAGCGGGUUAUAUCUGGAUCUGUGAAACUUGUUUUUGUCUUUCAAAGAUGGGAAGUCAGUACCAGCGCUCAGUACCUCUAGAGGUGAGGAGAGCAGAGGGAGAGAGAGUUCGGGCCAAACAUCCUGACAAGAUACCGAUCAUUGUGGAGAGGGCCCCGAGGUCACGAGCUCCUGAACUGGAUAAGAAGAAAUAUCUAGUGCCCUCAGAUUUAACAGUGGGCCAGUUGUGCUUCCUGAUCCGUCAGCGUGUGUCUUUGAGACCAGAGGAGGCACUCUUCUUCUUUGUCAACAACUCCCUUCCCCCAUCCAGCUCCCCUCUCUCUGCUGUAUAUGAGGAGCACCAUGAAGAGGACCUGUUUCUCUACAUGACCUACAGCAAUGAGAGUGUGUAUGGUGCCUGAGGGAGGACAAUAGACUGGAGAAAGAGACAGAGAGAGAAUGAGAUGAGACAAAGUGAGACUGUUUGAGAAAUAAAAAGUUAAGGCUGUUUGUAAUGUUUCACACCACUAUUAUUCUCUGUGAUAUUAGUUUUGAUAAGUAACUACAGUACAUGGUGGAAGAAAGGGAUUGCUGGUAGGGUUUUAUCUUUGUCAGUAUUCUGGGGUUGAGCAUAAUGCAUUUUAUUACACUUCAAGUUAUGUUGAUUCCUUACAUGGUGAAAGAAGAAAGAGGAAGGUUGGAAAGAAAGAAAGAAAGCAUAUAAAAGGAAGUAUUGUUGAAAGUUUUGAAAUUAUGUUGAGAGAGCUCUCUGCCUUUCUCAGUCAUCUGUAUUUAAUGCAAAUAGUAUUUUUUUUCUUUUGUAAAUUAAUAUCAAACUUUUGUGGAAAAUAAAGAUGAAAAAGCCAAA